AUGGAAAUGGUCUGGGAUGGAAUUCAAACUGAUGUUUUCAUAUCGAGUUCUCCUGCACCUUUUAACCCAAAGAAACGCGAACAUGAUCUGAAAACUAUCAUAUCCUUGAUUUCCUCUGCAAGCCGUUCAGUGUGUGUAUCUGUUAUGGAUUUAAUACCCCAAACUCUCUACAUGGGUACUAAUGACAGUUAUUGGCCUGUCAUCGAUGAUGCCAUUCGCGCUGCUGCUUUCCGAGGUGUUUCGGUUAGACUACUUGUUAGUAAUUGGAGCCAUUCAAGACCUCAGGAGUUUGUGUUUCUGAAAAGCCUCGUUGCCAUCAAUGAUGCUUUGCCGAGGACUAGGCAUGGUAAAGGAGGCAUUGAAGUGAAACUAUUCACAGUCCCUGCGACGGAAGAGCAGCAAAAAAUUCCAUUUGCUCGAGUAAAUCACAAUAAGUAUAUGGUAACUGAUAAGGCAGCUUAUGUUGGGACGUCCAAUUGGGCCGGAGAUUACUUCAUUAACACAGCAGGUGUAGGAGUGGCUAUGACGAGUCAUGGCGAUGGUGGCAUUGUUCAUCAGUUGCAGGCCAUUUUUGACAGAGAUUGGAAUUCUCCUUAUGCUUCAGAGCUUUGA
This is a messenger RNA of Strongylus vulgaris, 612 nucleotides long. The record is from the annotation of a GenBank genome assembly. NCBI's taxonomy places the organism in Eukaryota, Metazoa, Nematoda, Chromadorea, Rhabditida, Strongylidae.